CCUAACGAAUGACUAGUUUACACGUCAAUUUACAAAACGAAAAAGGCCAUAUAAUAAGGCACUUCAUAAAACAAAAAUGGGACUUACAAUAUCAAGCCUUUUGACACGUCUUUUUGGAAAAAAGCAAAUGAGAAUUCUUAUGGUUGGCUUGGAUGCUGCCGGAAAAACGACUAUAUUAUACAAACUUAAGUUGGGAGAAAUUGUUACUACCAUCCCAACAAUAGGAUUUAACGUGGAAACAGUAGAAUAUAAAAAUAUAUGUUUUACCGUUUGGGAUGUGGGCGGCCAAGACAAAAUCCGUCCAUUGUGGCGUCACUAUUUCCAAAAUACGCAAGGACUGAUUUUUGUUGUGGACUCCAACGAUCGGGAUCGUAUUAAUGAAGCCGAGAAAGAACUGCAAAACAUGCUCCAAGAAGAUGAGCUUAGGGAUGCAGUGUUGUUAGUCUUUGCUAACAAACAGGACCUGCCGAACGCAAUGACGGCUGCUGAGCUAACGGACAAGUUACGCCUGAACCAAUUAAGGAAUCGCCACUGGUUUAUUCAAGCCACCUGUGCUACCCAGGGUCAUGGACUGUAUGAAGGACUUGAUUGGCUUUCAGCUGAAUUGGCUAAAAAAUAAAUUUAUAUGGAUUUAAUGGAUAUAAAAUUGUAACGUAAGAAUUCGUAUAUUGUCCUAUGCUGAAAACUAGACCAUAAAUAAACUUGUACAUGUAUAAAAAGUUUUUUUAUAACUUCUGAA
Drosophila ficusphila is the source of this 739-nucleotide messenger RNA. It is a transcript of the gene Arf102F, whose product is annotated as ADP-ribosylation factor 2. The record is from RefSeq and is a predicted model, not a curated record. The coding region runs from base 77 to 619 and encodes 180 amino acids. Gene Ontology annotation, molecular function: GTP binding; GTPase activity. Gene Ontology annotation, biological process: intracellular protein transport; vesicle-mediated transport. NCBI's taxonomy places the organism in Eukaryota, Metazoa, Arthropoda, Insecta, Diptera, Drosophilidae. Gene Ontology annotation, cellular component: cytoplasm; plasma membrane. The transcript has 4 exons.